AUGGAGGGGUUUCUGGACUUGGGCAAUAUGUCCAGAGUGCGAGAGUUUAUCCUCCUGGGUUUGUCUGCCAGGCAAGGCGUGAGGAUUGUGCUGUUUUCUGUCUUCCUGGCCCUCCACCUGCUGACCCUCCUGGAGAACACCCUCAUCAUCUUCCUCGUCUGCAGUCACAGCGAGCUCCGCAAGCCCAUGUACUUCUUCCUGGGCCACCUGAGCUGCCUGGAGAUGUGCUACGUGUCAGUGACCACGCCCAGCCUGCUCGCGGGGCUGAGGUCCAGUCCGUGCCACGUGCCCUUCACAGCCUGCAUAAUUCAGCUUUUUUUAUUCAUAUCUCUCAUCGGCACCAAGUGCUCCCUCCUGGCCUCCAUGGCCUAUGACCGCUAUGUGGCCAUCUGCUGCCCGCUCCGCUACCCGCGGCUCAUGAGGCCCCAGGUCUGCCUGGGCUUAGCUUUGUCCUCAUGGCUUGGUGGGCUGCUGGUCUCGGUGGUCAAGACAUCAGGCAUUGCCAGCCUGUCCUACUGUGGCCCCAACGUCCUCAACCACUUCUUCUGUGACGUCUCCCCUCUGCUCAACCUGUCCUGCACCCACGUGGCCCUGACGGAGCUGGUGGACUUCAUCUCCGCCGUUGCCAUCUUCUGCGGGACGCUGCUAGUUGCUCUGGCCUCGUAUGCGGCCAUCGGGAGGGCCAUGCUCUGCAUGCCCUCAGCCGCCGCCCGGCGCAAGGCCUUCUCCACCUGCGCCUCCCACCUGAUUGUGGUGGGCACCUUCUACUCAGCGGUCCUCUUCAUGUAUUCCCGCCCCCGCCCCAUCGAAUCCACCGACCUCAACAAGGUGCUGUCAGUCAUAUACACGGUGGCCACGCCCCUGUGCAGCCCAGUCGUCUACUGCCUGCGCAACAGGGAGGUCCACGCCGCUCUGCGGAAAACCUUCCACCAGCGCAGGGUCUCUUCAGGGAGAACUGACAUUUCCUGCUCCUGA
This is a messenger RNA of Hippopotamus amphibius kiboko, 975 nucleotides long. Its product is annotated as olfactory receptor 5-like. Gene Ontology annotation, cellular component: membrane. The record is from RefSeq and is a predicted model, not a curated record. The coding region runs from base 1 to 975 and encodes 324 amino acids. Gene Ontology annotation, molecular function: G protein-coupled receptor activity; olfactory receptor activity. Lineage: Eukaryota; Metazoa; Chordata; Mammalia; Artiodactyla; Hippopotamidae. Gene Ontology annotation, biological process: G protein-coupled receptor signaling pathway. The transcript has a single exon.